Molecule: messenger RNA, 2918 nt
Organism: Trichogramma pretiosum
Lineage: Eukaryota; Metazoa; Arthropoda; Insecta; Hymenoptera; Trichogrammatidae
Product: homeotic protein labial
Exons: 2
Coding region: 637-2406 (589 amino acids)
Biological process (GO): regulation of transcription by RNA polymerase II
Cellular component (GO): nucleus
Molecular function (GO): RNA polymerase II cis-regulatory region sequence-specific DNA binding; DNA-binding transcription factor activity, RNA polymerase II-specific
Source: RefSeq, a predicted model, not a curated record
ACACACACACACGACUACUGCUGGCAUAUACGUUUCAAGACUCACUCAGUGGCCACACACUAAUGCUAUUUGCUACACAUACACGACGCGUUGAACAAGGAUAGGAGUAGACCGCGCAUAUCGAGCGGGGACGAGAAAGGGAAUGCGGCGUGUGCGACCAGUCGGAGUUGCCUCUCUCUCGCUAGCCUAGCUCACAUGUGCAGAUUAUUGUAGUGUCAGUUCGCUCAAGCCUGUCGAGCAGGUAACACCAGCACCGCUGACCCGUGUCGUAUCGCCCCAUUCAUGAGUGCUUCCGAUCUGUUUAUUUACAAUUAAACACGGAUUUAAUAAUUGUGAUGUUGAUUGUGCUAAUCGAGUUGACGAGUGCGUUCGAGUAAAAGUGACUAAUACCUCAAAUAUUGUUAUAAAUAGUGGUGCGAAUGAGUUAAAAAUUCAGUGGGAAAGCGUCGACGAGGCGAAUAUCGAUCCUCGAGUGAAACUUUUAUCAUUUAUGUUGAGCAUCGUCUGGGUAUAGGCGCCCGGGAUAGAGGAGCCAGUCGAGGGCCGCGCGCCAAGCCGAUCGACCGAGCAAUCGAUUGAUUUGGCACGCAACUACUACGAUCGAGGCACGUAAAAAUCGUAUCGGUCUUGGAAACGAUGACGAUGGACAUGAGCAUGUACAACGGCUACGCUAGGCCCGACGCAUUCUCCAGUUACGCGUACACGAGCGGUCACCAUCACCAUCACCACCACCACCAUCCGUACCAUCACCCGAGCCACUCGCAGUACCCGAGCCAGAUGUACGAGCUGUCGCACUCGCCGACCGCGACGACGACCGUCGGACGGUCUCCCGUAGCGCAUUCGCCGCCCGAGCUCGCGGCCGUGGCUGCUGCGGCGGCGGCUGUGGCCUCCAGCGCGGUGCACUAUCCGAUCCAGCAGCAGUACCCGCCGCAAUCGGCGAUCGGAUCGUCGGCGGUCUAUCCCGCCGUGGCGGCCACGACCUCCAGCGGCAGCACCGCCACGACGAGCGACGCCCUGGGAGACACGAGCAGUACCUCGACCGGUAGUCCGCCUCUCACGGCGUCCGCUUAUUACUCACAGCAGCAGCAGCAGCAACAGCCACAAGCACAGGUGACGCAAUCGAAUUCGAUGCCGCUGACGAACGAAGAUGGCACAGCCAUCAUAUCGACGGAAAACGGUUUGUGCUACACAAAUUUGGAUUACGCGUCGACUUCGUCGUCGGGCUUUGCAUCAGCUUGCGAUCAGCAGCAACAGCAACAGCACACGUCAAACUACCAACAAGUGGUUUACCUACAGGAUCAGCGGUAUCGGCAUUCGGCUGCGGCGACUUUGCAGCAUCAGCAUCACAUGGCUAGCACAGCUAGCGGUGCAAAUUGCAACAGCAGUCAGCCGGAUCAAAUGCCUCAGCCGCAGCAGCAGCAGCAGCAGCCUCGUCAGCUGCAUCAAUCUAGUCACGAAUCGAACGAUUACCCAUUAGUCCAGACGUACAAUAAUUUGCACCAGUUAUCGCCGCGCGAGGAUCAUCCGACGACCCAUUACGGCUCGCUGGUGAGGCACGCGAACUACGGCUCGCAGCAGCAGCAGCAGCUCUUGACGAGCCACACGCCCCCGCAACAGUUCAAGGAAGAGAUCUCGGAGCACACGAGUCUGUCGGCGUAUCAUGGCCAAACGAAUCCAAUGAUACCGCAGCGCGUGUCGAUGCACCAUCAUCAUCAUCUUCCUGGAUCGGUAGUAGCGGCCGAGGCUCACGGCUCUGGGGGCUCGACGCAGCAUCCGACUCGUCAGCCGAGUCAUCCCACCUACAAAUGGAUGCAAGUCAAGAGGAACGUGCCCAAACCAGCAGCUCCAAAAAAUAAUCCAAUUUUGGGAGACUACAAUAUUCCGGCGCUGCAACUCGGAAAUAUAAGCCAGGUUUAUUCCUCGUCUACACCCAACAAUUCUUGCAAUAUGCCAGCCUCGAACUCUGGUGUGGCAACAUCGGCAGCGUCGAACGGUUUAUCGCUAAAUAUAACUGCGGCAGCGGUGGGUUCACCCGCUGCGUACAACAACAAUACUGGGAGAACCAACUUCACCAACAAACAAUUGACGGAGCUCGAAAAGGAAUUUCACUUCAACAAGUACCUGACGCGAGCCCGUCGCAUUGAAAUCGCCUCGGCCCUGGCGCUGAACGAGACACAGGUGAAAAUUUGGUUCCAGAAUCGCCGAAUGAAACAGAAAAAGCGCAUGAAAGAGGGUCUGGUGUCCCCGACAGCGCCAAUGGCGCCAGACUCGUUGGCAAACCACACAGCAAGAAGCACGAGCAACUCGCCAACGAGUUCCGGCGGUGCCGCUAUAGACGGAUGCAUGCAAGUCAUAAACGGAUUCACAUCGGAAAACAGCACAGAAUCGCUUUCGACAAAAGAAUAGCACAUUUAGAUGAGUCACGGUGUUAGUGUAAAUUGGAGUUAAAUGUUGGAUUGGAAAAACAUGAAGUGUGAAGCUCUGUCAACGCUUUCAUGCACGUUUAAAAUAAUUUGAAACGAUUGAAAUUAAAUAGUGUAUGUCUAAUAAUACGAUAGUGUAAUAUUUAUGAUAACAUAGCUGAUGGCCAAAAGUUCUUAUGUAUAAAUAUAUAAAUAUAUAAUAUAUUAUGUAAUGAUAUGUGUGGAAAAAGUAUAGGAACACUCAUGAAUCAUUCGAAGGCGAUUGAUGAUCAAUCAGCAGUCAUUUUACACACAAAGUUAAUUGUACAUUUUUUAAAUAGUAGAUCACACUAUAAUUUGUUGCAGGGUUAUAAUAUACUUGUAAUUAAUGUACUUCUUGGGAAAUGAAGAAAAAAAUUCAAUAAUAUGUAUUGUUUCCAGCGCCAAUUAAAUUGGAAAAUCUACUUUCACUUCACAAAAGUUAUUAAUAAUAUGCUACUAAAUUUUCAAUUGUAA